CCAUACUCGACACGCAGCUUAAUGAGUCACUGAUGUUAGAUGGUUUUGACUUCAUUUAACCAAAAUCGCUCUGAAUCGAUUUAAAAACCAUCACCUGGCGGAUGGACGUUUUUAUUUUGCACCAGUCCGUCGCCACCUCGUCACGCCAUCUUCCUUCAACUUUAUUGGAAAGCAUUCCUACACGACCAUCCAUCCAUUCGUACAUACAGAAAUAUGGCCUUUGUUAAAAUCGUUCUUUGGUCAUGUCUGGGAGCUGUCCUCGGCUACUUUGCCAUCCAAGAGUUCACAGUGGUCACCGAAAGCUUUUUAAUACAGAAGCUUAUACCUGCUAAGAGGAAGGAUGUUUUCGACCUGCUGAUCAAUCCAGAUUAUAUCUUAAAGUUUCACCCCUUGUGUGUUGGUAUCACCAAUGUUACAACAUCAAAUGGAAGGGAUGGAAUGAAAACUGUUCAGUUUGUUGUUACUGAUAAAACAGCCAUUUCAUUAGGGUUUUUUGAAAUCAACCAAAACAUCACUUUUCCUGUGAAUGAGACAGUCAUAGAGGAAAAUGCAAUCAUUGAGAACAGAGCCUUACUGAUGGGUGGUUAUUUCACACUAAAACAGAGGUGGAAGAUGGCUGAUUAUACCAGUGGAAGUGGAGAUAAAAUUAGUUCGUUAGAGGAUCAUUUUCAGGUUACUUCCUUUCGCAUUUUGUUACGAUAUUCCAUGAAGGUAGCAUUUGGAGCACACAAUACCGUUACUGAAAAUAUCAUACAGCAUUUCUUAAAGGAAAGCAAGGAGUCAAAUGACAAAAGUGGCUGACAACUGAGAGCACUCUUUUAUAAGUGACAUUUGUUCAACAAAAUUCCAUGGUUUGCUUGAACACUUUCUUAUUUCACAAAUAUUUGAGAACCAACCUGCAUGAUCUCAUGACAUUAAUACAGGGGAUUCAAUAAUUUUUUCCAUGAGCGGCAGCUGAUAGUGUAAUAGGUGUAUUAUUUCUAAGUUGGUAGAGUUUAAACUAAGAUAAAGAGUUUGUUUUUGCUGGUGAAGGUCUAUAUAAAAUAUAGACAAAAAUGCUAGAUUAUUUUUUCUUCCCCUUUUGUUUUUAAGAUUGGAGUAG
Messenger RNA from Pocillopora verrucosa, 1102 nucleotides. Lineage: Eukaryota; Metazoa; Cnidaria; Anthozoa; Scleractinia; Pocilloporidae. The record is from RefSeq and is a predicted model, not a curated record.